AUGAAGGGUUGUGCGUUGGCGCGCGUGUCGAUUGCCAAGAGACGAGUCGCCGUAGCGACGACAUGUGAGGCCGGCCUGCAUAUCGCCCAGCCUCGCGGGUCUGGGGUUCAGGCUGUCUGUGUUGCUCGGGCCGUCGUUGUUGCUAGGCCUGUGGCGGAACCGGCCUACGGCCCAAGCGACCGGAGUCGGCUAGUCACCGAGGCCGACGGAUAG
Protopolystoma xenopodis is the source of this 213-nucleotide messenger RNA. Lineage: Eukaryota; Metazoa; Platyhelminthes; Monogenea; Polystomatidea; Polystomatidae. The record is from the annotation of a GenBank genome assembly.